CAAGUGUGGAGGGAACGAUAACGCACGCUAAGCUACGCUGCUACUCUCCCUCAAGUCUCAACCAUUGCCGCGUCCACGACGCACUGCUGCUCCCUGCCACCACCGAGAAACCACCGGCCCACUGCUAUAUAUACCACCACCUUCUUCCCGCCAUCAUCCACCACCACCGCCGGCAUCGAGAAUCAGCUCGUCUGCUUGAUCCCAAGUCCCAACAGCUCUAUUCUUUGUGCAUCCCGUGCACAUACGGAUCGCCAGAGCGUGAUGCAGGGAAGUGGUGGCAGCGGCGGUAGUGCCACGCAAGAGCGGCUCUACGCCGCCGGCCGUGGGCAGCCGGAUCAGCCUCAGGUCGUUGACGGGACGUUCCUCAUGGAGCUGCUUGAGGACGCGCCGGCGGCGGACCAGCCGCCGGAGGACGUUGACAGGCUGAACCUCGUCAUCCGGUCCCUCGAGGCCGAGAUCGGCGGCGGGCCGCCCGCGGCACCGGCGGCAGACGGCGGGAGCACGGCGGAGGACGUGCCGAGCGACGUCGACGGCGGGCUGGAUGACGUGCUGUCGGACCUCGGCAGCAGCCCCGGUCCGUGCGCGGCCGAGGCACUGCCGUUCGAGUACUGGGCGGCGGUGCCGCCAGCGGUGGGGCACCUGCACGACAUGGGCGGCUGGUACGUCGACGGCGACGGCGUCAUGGUAUGGAACGAGUUCAGGGAGCAGUGCUAUUACGGCUACGGCGAGAGUCCCGCUGUUGAGCAACUAGUGUACAGCCCCCUGUGGGAAUGAAUGAUCAAAUUCGAAAAGUUAAAGAGGAGUGUAUUAUGAAUAUGAGAAGCAAACCAAUCUUUACAA
Phragmites australis (common reed) is the source of this 840-nucleotide messenger RNA. RefSeq lists its product as uncharacterized. NCBI's taxonomy places the organism in Eukaryota, Viridiplantae, Streptophyta, Magnoliopsida, Poales, Poaceae. The coding region runs from base 262 to 774 and encodes 170 amino acids. The record is from RefSeq and is a predicted model, not a curated record. The transcript has a single exon.